This is a messenger RNA of Aspergillus saccharolyticus JOP 1030-1, 2095 nucleotides long. RefSeq names its product putative ferrooxidoreductase Fet3 (gene fetC). The coding region runs from base 57 to 1913 and encodes 618 amino acids. Gene Ontology annotation, biological process: reductive iron assimilation; cellular response to iron ion starvation. The record is from RefSeq and is a predicted model, not a curated record. Gene Ontology annotation, molecular function: ferroxidase activity; copper ion binding. NCBI's taxonomy places the organism in Eukaryota, Fungi, Ascomycota, Eurotiomycetes, Eurotiales, Aspergillaceae. The transcript has a single exon. Gene Ontology annotation, cellular component: high-affinity iron permease complex.
CUCUUCUGUCCCUCCCUCGACUUUCCUCCCUCCACCUUACUUGAGGACUUCCGAGGAUGUUACCCUAUCUCGGCUAUCUGCUGCUGCUGUUGCUCAGCAAGCCUCUGCGGGCCAAAGAGGUUGUCUACGACUUCAAUGUCACCUGGGUAACGGCCAAUCCCGAUGGCCUGGCGGACCGCAAGGUGGUGGGUAUUAACGGGCAAUGGCCCUUGCCCGUCAUUGAGGUCGACAAGGGGGAUCAGCUCGUCGUGAACAUGUAUAAUGGGCUGGGGGACAAGAGCACCAGUAUUCACUUCCACGGGAUGUAUCAGAAUGGCACCAACGAGAUGGAUGGGGCUUCGAUGGUCACGCAAUGUCCCGUGGCCCCAGGGUCCAGCAUCACCUAUAAUUUUACCGUCAACCAGAAUGGCACCUACUGGUAUCACUGCCACACCGACUACUGCUACCCAGACGGCUACCGCCAGGCCCUAAUCGUCCACGACAACAACUCCUACUUUGCCAACGAGUACGAAGAGGAGUUCACCGUGACUUUAAGUGACUGGUACCAUGAGCUGGCCGAGGAUAUCAAGCCCGAGUUCAUGUCCGUCUACAACCCGACCGGUGCCGAGCCCAUUCCCAAUUCCUGGCUGUUCAACGACACGCAGGGGAUGAGCCUGUCAGUAAAACCAAACACCACGUAUCUGCUGCGGCUGGUCAACAUUGCCGCGUUCACGGCGCAGUAUUUCUACAUCGAGGACCACAACUUCACGAUCGUGGAGAUCGACGGAGUGUAUACCGAGCCCACGGAGGCAAACCUCUUGUAUGUCGCCGUGGCGCAGCGGUACAGCGUACUGCUGACUACCAAAGACACGGCGGACAAGAAUUACGCCAUCGUCACCGUAGUGGACUCGACGCUGCUGGAUACCAUCACCCCCGAUCUCCAGCUGAAUCACACCAACUGGCUGGAGUACGACGCCUCGGCCACGAAACCGCAAGCCAACAUCACGGUGGCCGAGUCGUCCGACCUGAGCCCCUUCGACGACGCCACCCUCAUCCCUUACGACCACAUGCCCCUCCUGGAGAACCCGACCGUGACCGUCAACGUCGCGGUGGUAAUGGACAACUUGGAUAACGGCAAGGGCUAUGCCUUCCUCAACGACAUCAGCUAUACCGCCCCGAAAGUGCCAACCCUGUACAGCGUCAUGUCGGCGGGCGAUCUGGCCACCGACGCCACCGUCUACGGCGACUUCACGCACACGCAGGUGGUGGACCACAUGGAUAUCGUGGAGAUCAUCCUCAACAACAACGACACGGGCUCGCACCCCUUCCACCUGCACGGCCACGUGUUCCAGGUGGUUGACCGCUAUCCCCCGUACGGAUCGGACUUCUUCGAGUUCGCCGACGCGGGCAUCCCCCAGCCCUACGACCCUAACAACCACUCCGCCUUUCCCGCCUACCCCCCGCGCCGCGACACCAUCGUCGUGCCCCCCGCGGGCUACGUCGUGCUUCGCUUCCGCGCCGAUAACCCCGGCGUCUGGAUCUUCCACUGCCACAUCGACUGGCACUUGAUGCAGGGGCUAGCCAUGACCUUCGUCGAGGCCCCGCUCAUGAUCCAGGAGAAGCUGACCAUCCCCGCCGACCAUUACGCGGCAUGUGUCGCCUCCGACGUCGAACACGAGGGCAACGCGGCCGGCAACACGGUCGACCUGUUGGACCUCAGUGGGCAGAACCAGCAACCCGGCUGGAUCCCCGAUGGGUUCACCACGCGCGGUAUCGUGUCCAUGGUUUUCACCGUCCUGAGUGCGAUCCUGGGCAUGGGUUCGAUUGUUCUUUACGGGCUGUCAGACCUCAAGCAUGCGAAGAAGCCCGAGACGCAGGCGGAGGUCAGUGGGCAGGGUGUUCAGGGUGGUCAGGACGAUGAGUAUCAGGAUUAAGAGCGUGGGGAGUGGAGGGCGUGGUGAUUGGCGUGGGAUUCUCCCUAAAAUAGCGUACCUUUGUUAAUAGCCUAUCUUAUCCUAUUUUAAUGCUGUAUAAUGAUUCCCUUUGUGACUUUUCUUGGAUGUGCAGUGCGUAGCCGGGGGACUGCGUUGCGCCGGGACAUCGUAGCGGUCGGUCU